AUGGUGUUGUACGCAACCGGGUUUAAUGCCUGGAACCAAUUGCAAUUCGAAACUCCUGGUGUCGACGAGCCCGAUGACAUCUCGUCCUUCACUUGCGUGUUGCAAGGGGACGAUGAUGACUGCAUUCGCCCUUUUUUCUCAUACACUCGAGCCCAUGACGGCAAGGACACCUUCAACCAAUACCCCUCCAUCAACGCCCUGCUCUCCAACAACGACCAACCUCACCGCUUUUCCGACUUCCCCAACAUAACCCAGCUGGUUGCCUACGAAGCCGGCUUCGCGGCCCUCUCAUCAACGGGCAACGUCUGGACAUGGGGUGACGAGCGGUACACGGCCUGCCUGGGCAGAGAGCCAACCGCUUCCAGCCCCGCAGAAAGGCCCGGCCUCGUCAGCGACCUGGACGACCUGCCCACCGGGCCCAUCACCAAGAUCGCGGCAGGCGGUUACGUUCUGGCCGCACUGACGGCGGGGAACGACCUCUACUGCUGGGGCCACGCGGGGCGUUCCACCAUGCUGGACGAUCUCUCAGACGACCCGAAUCCCGUGGUGAUCGACGACAAGGACAUCCUCGACGUCGCGGUAGGGGAAAGCCACAUGCUCGUGCUGACCACCGACGCGGAGGUGUACGUGGUUGGCGACAACACGAACGGGCAGCUCGGUUUGCCGGGGACAGACUCCACCACAAGCUGGACGCGCAUCGACUUGGCCUCCGUACUCGGCGCGGGGGAGACCGUCACGGGUGUGGUAGCGGGGCCGAGGAACUCGUUCUUGAUCGCCCAGCGACAGUCCGGAGAAUGCCAGUGA
Molecule: messenger RNA, 804 nt
Organism: Chaetomium fimeti
Lineage: Eukaryota; Fungi; Ascomycota; Sordariomycetes; Sordariales; Chaetomiaceae
Product: regulator of chromosome condensation 1/beta-lactamase-inhibitor protein II
Exons: 3
Coding region: 1-804 (267 amino acids)
Source: RefSeq, a predicted model, not a curated record